UGUCAACUCCAAUCCCGAAUAUAUUUACCAUUAACUAUAUUUUACCAAAGGGGUUCACUUUUUAUGAUCUUCAUUCAUUCUAAACUAUCUGCUUUUUGAGCCGUUUGAUACUCGAGUAUCCUCUGCAACUACAUUCAAAACUCACAAGGCCUUCUCAGCCAAAUCUUUGGAUUAACUUACAAACACAAACUUUACCUAAGAUAAAAUACAGCAUCUUUCCAACCUACUUCUAUCCAACACCUUUAUCCCAAAGAAAUCUCGUCAAAAGUCGAGUCUUCACACGCAACCAUUCUGCAAUUCGAAAUUGGUAUCUGCGCGCGCGCAUAUUUGUUAGCAUACUCGACACUUCUUGAAUCAUCGGUCCGUCGCGCCUCUACCCCGCUGUUCAUUAUGGCUCCGAAACAUGGCCUGAAUGGUUCGAAUACAUCUUUGACCAAACGCGCAAGGGCAGAGCGCUCAGAACCUACAUCUAUGAGUCCUCCUGCAAAUGUGCACGAUACAAUAUCAUUCGAGAUCAAAUUCCCGGUUAUGAAUGCGAAAGCAAAGGAGUCAAGACAAAAUGCGGAAUGGAGGUUGCAGGCAGAGGAGCAUAUAUCACCAUUUCAAGGCUUUAAUGCUCCUGAGAAAGAACUCAACUAUCACUAUACUGUUGUGCCAAAUACAGAGUGGAUGUCCAUGAGGAAAUAUAAUAACUUUAUAAGUAAGUCUUAUCCAAUCACUGACUACUGCAAUUUUCUCUAAUUCCAAGUUCAGUCCAAGGUGAUACUUAUAAAAACAACCAAUUUGUCUACGUAAAGGGCAAGACAGAAGCAGGAACGGAACCGAGGGACUUUUGGACAGCAAGAAUAUUACAGGUCAGAGCUAAGAACCCGCAGCAUGUUUAUGCCUUGGUAAACACCAUUGCCCUGGAUGAAGACUUCUGGCUAAUCGGUUUUAGGUUGCCUGGAUGUAUUGGCCGGAAGAAUUACCAGCAACAGCCAAAGCUGCGGAUGAGACAUCGGCAAGGCCAGGACGGAGGAAAUAUCACGGCAACUUAGAACUCAUUGCGAGCAACUAUUUGGAUGUUGUAGAUGUAUUGACUCUUGCAGGAAAGAUAGACCUGGAGCCGUUUUCUGAAGAACUUGUUGAUAAUGCAGUGUCUGAGCCAGCGCCUGGCAAGUUUUAUUGGCGUCAAACAUUUUGUAGAGCCACUCAAAGACUUUCGGUGAGUAUUAUCUCUGUGUAUCAAAUGAGCCCGAACUAAUUUAAUUUUCCUCCAGGACUUGCCAGUAUAUUGUCUUUGCAAUGGCCACUACAACCCCGAUAUUCGCGAGUAUGAGCAUAUUUGCGAUAAUAAAGCUUGUCAAACUCUUUAUCAUUCGCAGUGUUUGGUAGAGGAUGCUCUUGCCAGAAAAUAUUACGAGGAAUACCCUCAAGAUGAGGCAGGACCAACAGCCAAUGGAACCAAGCCUAAAGAUAAAAAGAAAAAGAAUGGAAGGCCGAAAGAGAAGAUCUAUUCUAAAACAUUCAAUGGACAUUUGGUACACGAUCAUGAUGACCAGACUCCACCAAUGAUUAAAAUUACCGACAUGAGAUCAACUCCUCCUACGGAAAUCCUGCAGCGGGUUGCAUGUCCAAAGUGCUCAACUCUUUUUGAAUGAGCAUCGUUUCUCAAGUUUGCGGCGUUUCAUGCUGGCAUUGCAAUUUUUUUCGCCAUACAUACUCUUACGAUUAACGGACGCAAUUUUUACCACUCGAUUUAGAAUAAUCCAUCUAUCACACUGUGGAAGCAGCCUCAACUCGAAUCUUGAAGAUCCGUUAUAUAAUCUGGCGCAUGCAUAUGUGCUUUUCUAUACUUGUACAUAUAUUCCACCAACUUUCCAUCACAUACUUCAUUUUAGGCCAUACUUCCGCGAGCUCAUUGCAUAAAGAUAGCGCAAUAUUUGCGAUCGGUUUUCUGAACAUAUCAUAUUUUGUAUUAAGGAAAAAGCGAGCUGCGUGCUAGGUGGAUAAAUCAGCGGUGUUCCUUGAGAUGGAGUGACGGCAUGCUCCUAAUACCCGGGCUUUGUUUUGGAUUAGGCCAUUAAGGCGCCUAAUGUUUUUUAUUUUUUAGUAUGGUUUUUGGUCAUUGGUUUUUCACGAGCUUUAUUCUGCUUCACUGCGCUUGAGGGCGGUGGGAAAGGAAGUGUGUAUGCAUGUAUUUUUUAGACGGGGUAAAUUAGCAGGGAUGGAAGAACAGAUGAGGAACUGGAUGUGAGCACGGUGAUUAAUUGGCAGUGUUGUACUGGGUAGGGAAGCCUUAUUAUUGAAUAGGUACGGAAAUGAAAGAUAGGGAUGAGAAAAGCAUAUGUUGAGUUUGCUGAAAGUAGUACGUAUAUAGGUGUGAGUCUGUUUGAGAAUGUGAAAGGAGAGAAGCUUACAAGGAAGGUCAAAUAUGAGAAUGAGAAUGGGAUUAAAAAUGGGAAGUAAUAAAUAUAUUUACGAUAUCAUACCUUUACUCCUAGCGAUUAC
Molecule: messenger RNA, 2490 nt
Organism: Sclerotinia trifoliorum
Lineage: Eukaryota; Fungi; Ascomycota; Leotiomycetes; Helotiales; Sclerotiniaceae
Source: the annotation of a GenBank genome assembly